UCGCAAUCCUUCUUCACAGCCUCUCACGUUGAGGAUAGAGAGAGAAAGGGGAGAAACGAGACGGGCACACGAAGAAGAAGAAGAAGACGAAGAAGAAGGGGAGUAGCACAACGAACCAUGGCAGUAUCCAAAACGUCUCAGCUUGAGAUAGUGUCCGAUCACAGUGCACCUCCACCUCCACCGUCGACCACUGCACGGAGCAUGCAUCCGCACAAUAGACAGAGUCCAGAUGAAUGAGGAGCUAUCUACCUGGGCCGUGGACAAAAUGAGGGUCAUCUUCAUCCAAAACGCCGGUUUCGUCGCAGCUUUCUCGCCUUUUAGAUGUGAGUUGGUGAUGUUGGCAGCGUUUAGGACGACAGAUAGUGUGAACGAGACAGAAAUAAACACAACUAGGUCAUGCCAGUCAAUGGAGGAGUGAGGAGAUCGAUCUAUUUAGCUAGUUUUGACUUUAUUAGAAUAGAGCUUGCACGUUCAUAAUAGUCCAUUUAUAUCGAAAGUGUAUUCAGCUUUUGGCAUGCAGUCUGCUGUCGACAUCUGAAGACAUUUCUACCACAAAAUUGGCAUUAGAAUUGUUAUUAUUUUAAUCAUUUAUUAUAGGAUUAUGUAUCAGCUAAUUAUAAACCGAUAAUGCCAUUUAGUGUUUGUGCUUUAUCCGUAGUGAUUGAUUAAAUAGCGAUAAAACCAUGAAUAGGUAGGAGGAGUUAUUUCUGUUCACUUUGAUCAAAGCCUAUUGAUCAAGCGAGACAAUCUGGAAAUGUUCAUUUCCACAUGUAACAAUAUGACUAGUCUAUGUGUCAUUCUUUGUAAUUUAUUUAUUUAUUAAUACUAUUAUUAGACCUAUAAGUAUUAUCAAUUUCUUUAAGGUAGCUAGUUAACGUAUUAAACAGUGGGACGGUUGUUUAAACACCUCCCUAGAGAGAUGGAAACCGUUUAUUUAUCCCCCCACCGGGGGGCAACACGGCCAGCAACCCAGAGAGGCCAAACCUCCGCGGGCAAACCGGCUGCUGCUGCUGGGGGUGACCUCUCCCCUCCAACCCGGGCUCCAGCUCCACCUCUACCUGCCGGCAGCUCACCUGAAGGGACCCCGGCGAGCAGUGAUGGACGGAGAAACUCCGGCGUGAAGAAACACCACCAUAAACACAACCUGAAACACCGCUACGAGCUGCUGGAGACGCUGGGGAGAGGCACGUAUGGCAAGGUGAAGAAGGCCAUCGAGAGGCACUCCGGCAGAGAGGUGGCUAUCAAGUCAAUUCGGAAGGAGAAGAUCAAGGAUGAGCAGGACAUGGUUCACAUCCGCCGGGAGAUUGAGAUCAUGUCAUCCCUUCGCCACCCACACAUCAUUUCAAUUUAUGAAGUGUUCGAGAACAAGGACAAGAUUGUGAUUGUGAUGGAGUAUGCCAGCAAGGGCGAGCUGUACGACUAUAUCAGUGAGAGGCGGCGCCUGAGCGAGCGGGAGACGAGACACUUCUUCAGGCAGAUAGUCUCGGCUGUGCACCACUGUCACAAGAAUGGAGUGGUGCACAGGGAUCUGAAACUGGAAAAUGUGCUACUGGAUGAAAACUGUAAUAUUAAGAUUGCUGAUUUUGGGCUUUCGAACCUCUACCACAAGGACAAGCUGUUGCAGACUUUCUGUGGCAGCCCGCUCUACGCUUCACCAGAGAUCGUCAAUGGGAGACCGUACCGAGGCCCAGAGGUUGACAGCUGGGCUCUGGGGGUGCUGCUGUAUACCCUGGUCUAUGGGACCAUGCCAUUUGAUGGGGGAGACCACAAGAACCUCAUUCGCCAGAUCAGCAACGGCGAGUACAAAGAGCCCACUCAGUCCUCAGAUGCCCGUGGACUGAUCCGCUGGAUGCUGAUGGUGAACCCCGAGCGCCGAGCCACAGUGGAGGACAUAGCCAACCACUGGUGGGUGAACUGGGGCUGGAAGAACAGUGUGUGCGACUGCGAGACCCAACGUGACCACGGGGGCUCACCCAUGCUGGCCCGAUUUAUCGACUGGCAGAACCGCACUGAGCCACGUGGUUCUGGAGCAAAGGCUACUGCCAUGCCACAGCUGCUGCGCCAGAGGCCCAAAAAGUCCAAGAAGGAGAACGUGGAGGUUGGACAAACCAACGGUGGAGCAGAGGACAAGCCCGGCCUGAAGAGACCCAAAGGUAUCUUGAAAACCAGGGUGACUGAGGAGCAGCAGUCUGCCGGUCUGGAAGAAGGGGAGUGUGGUCAGGCUGUGCUGCCUAAAAGUGCUGAGGGUGGAGAAGAAGCUUCGAGUCCAGAUCGAGAGGAAGAGGAGCCGAUUUUGGGGGGAGGCUCUCCAGCUAAGAUGGUGCCCACUCUGCCAAAGAAAGGCAUCCUGAAGAACAACCAGCAGCGGGAAUCAGGGUACUACUCCUCACCAGAGCGCAGUGAGUCCUCCGAGUUGUUAGGGGGCGCCAGUAUGUCACUGCUAGCAACCUCUCCUCCUAAAAGAGUGAUGGGGAGAAAAGGUAUCUUGAAGCGAAACGGCAAGUACUCCACCUACAGUGGGCCCCCGUCAGCGGCAGCAGUGGCUGGAGUCCUCGGCGAGCCUCCUCCCUCAGCAGACUCUGGCCUGUCCCGCAGUCAGAGUCGUCCUUCCAGCAUCGUUGGGGAGGACAGCUCCGUACUGUCCCUGUCGCCCAGCUCCCUCAGCGGGGCAGAGUGGCACCCUUCCACCCCUCAUCUCCGCCCAAACAUCAGGGCCUGCGUCUCAGCAGAAAACCUGCUGCAGCUUGCCAACUUCAAGGGCUUCCAGGCAGCGCCGCCGCUCCAGGGACCCAAGUUCAGCCGCAGCUCCAGAACGAAAGGCUCCCCAGGGGACAAUGGCAGCUUCUCCUUGCUGGGGGACCUGGAGGACAUGACUCAGGUGUACCAGCAAGCCUUGGACAUUAGCAGCAACCUCACCUAACAGCCGGGCGGCAGAGAGAGAAGCAGCAGAUGGGACUGAACAUGACUGUGUGUGUACAGAUGUAUAUGAAUGGCUUUAACGACCAGUGUGUUACUGGGAUACACCUUCUGGGAGGCUGUGGUUUUCCAUAUGAGGCUGAAAUGUUGGAAAUGAUAUGUCUACACACACACAGAGGUACACACUAAGAUGCACUUCUCUGACCAGGGGGAAACGUAGUUAGACAGAGAGAAGGAGCUUGAAGGAGAAAAUGCCACCCAGUCUGCUUUCUCAGCCCGCCCAUAGACUUUGCUGUGUUCAACAUGUUUACAUAUUCAGCAAGAAGGCAAGUUAGAAUCACAAACGCAGCAAACCAGAAACUGGUUGGCUCUUUUCAAAUGCCACCGAUGUUGAGUUUGAGUUUACAAAAGCACCUUAAAACUCACACAGAGCACAUGCUUUUGUGAUCUUUACUUCCUUUAAAAAAAGAAACAAACCAGGGUCUUGUUCCAAAAAAACUGACAUUGCUGAUUAUUUAUUAAUAUUUUUGUAGCUUUUAGUUUUAAGUGCUUAACUGGUGGGUGCUGGCUUAUUACUGGAAGAGUCCAAACUCUUUGUGUGGAACUGACAUAUAUAAUUAUGUUACUCAGUGAUAAUGGGAAACAUAUAUAUACUCAUCAUAUAUAAGUAUGCCUGUGCUUGUAAAGCUUGCAGGCAGAUAUACCUUCAUAAAAGCAUAUCUCCUAUAUAUGUGUAUGAUACUUGGGAAUAUGUAGGAAGUGCCUUUUGAUUCUUACACAUAUUAUGUAUGUCAUUUCCUAAAAGUGGAGGGAAAAGCCAGGCCAACCUGUCGCCAGUUGUGAUUUUUUUUUUAAGUGAUGAUUGUGAAUGUGGAGAGACCCAGGGCCUUCUGCACACGUUUUCGGGGUUCAUUUGUUUGGAAAAGGGUUGCCAAAAUGUUUUAUACUUUUUGAUUCCAUGUGUUCAAAUGCUACCAUUUCAGUUAUUUUAAUUUUUGAUUGUACCGAGAAGUACUAAAGCUUUAAAAUAACUAUCAUUUUAUGAGAUGGGUGUGAAGAAGAGGUUUAGGUCCAUAAAAAUUGCUAGAAAAUGAGAGGCAUCUGAAUGCAGACCUGUAUGGUGGGGUUAUUUGGCUCAUCUGUUGCAGACCUCUACAACUGAGCAUCCUCGAUUGUGGGGCAGGAAAUGAUGUACUAACCCUUGUUGGGUUGGUCCUUAGUUUGUGGUGUGUUAUUUUUAAUUCUAUCCCCCUUCCCGUCCCUCUCACUCUAACCCUAACCUUUAGGAUUCGAGUGCCUAACCAUAAUCCUCUUUGGUUUUUCUUUAGUUUGUGAUGUGUUAUCCAUGAAUUAUCCCCCUCCCCUAACCCUAACCUUUAGGGCUCGGGUGCCUAACCCUAACCCUUUUUGGUUUUUCCUUACUUUGUGUUGUGUUAAAUUUAAAAUUUGUCCCCCUAAGUAGAUUUUUUAAAUUUCUAUUUACAAAGUUUAGCAGUUGUGAAAAAUAGCCACACACCAUAACCUCAGACAGCGAGCUGAAAACAUGUCAUCCAGUAAGUCAUUCUGGUUUCAGCUAGAGAAAUGUAUGUCACUUCCUGCCCCACAGUCAUUGUCGCCCCAUUGUAGAGGACUGUAGCCAAAUCCUCAACAAAGUCCUACACACUGUCUAGACUGCACAGAAAUACUGGCAGCAUUUCUGUAGCGCAUGUGUUGUCAAUGUUUUUGUCCAGUUUAGACAUACUUCCAAGAGUUUCUCUGCAUCUUUUAGCAUGAAAAGGCCCAACAUUGGGUGCCUUAGACUUCUACUUUUGUUCCACAAUCACAGUUAAGUUUCAAAUUCUGGUAUCAUGGCAGCCCUAGUCCAUGUCAAACAGUCUUGUCUCCUCCGGGUUUCUUCCACACACAAAAACAGCCUUGAAAAAGAGCUCCUCUGUGUUCUUUGUCAGUCUUUAAGCCCAGUGUUUGGUUUGUCAGCAGUUUAGGUAGCUUGGUUGAGCACAGAUUUGCAGGGGUCUGGAGGGACUCACCUAGCGGGACACUAAGUGAAGGGAGAUGGUGCAGACACCAUCUCACAGUCCUGGAAUGUGCCUGGCUCUUUGAACCUUGGUUCUUCACAUUUUUUAGCGCCUGUCUGCCAAAACAGGCUGUUUGUUGAGAGAUUCUGUGUUUUAUUUUCUACCAAAGACGCUCAACGUGAGGUUUUCAUUGUCAGACGUGUUAAUAUUUCACCCAAAUCUCUUCAAAAACAGCCAAGUAAGGCUGUUUGUUUUAGCCUGCUGAUGACACAGCGAAUUCCUCAGACAAAGGGCGGAGACGUGUUGGUGCUCGAGAUCUCUAUCAGCACCAGCCAGACUCAGCACAGGUGGGAUUUGUGGUGCGUGCUCAGCCCUCCAGCUGUGUAUACUAGUCCAUUAUGUCAACCAAGCACAAUUAGCCAGCUAUUGUUUUCAUUUGACAGUAAAAGAGGGAGGGAGCGUGUAGAUAUUUACAGCUAGAGAGAGAAGGAAAGAGUGAGAAGAAGUGGUGCAUGGGAAGAUUAGAGUGGACUUUUGUGUGGUGCACAGGAAAGGUCAAGGUGUUAGAUUUAUUUGUUUUGAAGGAAUCGUUAUGUAGAAUAGUGAAAGUAAAGAAAGUGAGUAGAAAGAGUAGAUGGUAAGUUUUUGUUUGAUACCAAAGAUGUGAUGAAGCUUUGGCAACGUGGGUUAAGGGACAACCAAGGGUCAUUUUAUGGCUUUUUCUUUAACUUUGAAAUCCCCAUUGGUGAAAGAAAUCAUCCCCACUUUGGCUUUACCUCACGUUUGUUUAUUUUUUCUUUUUAUUUGAGAUGCUGGAGGCUGUUGAUACAGCUUGUCUUUAGGGUCAAGUCAGAGUGUGAUCUGCAUAGGUCUCAGAAAGUGCAUUACAUUUUUAGGCAACAAAAGAGGAGAUUGGUGACUGACAUCAUCCAAAAUAUCAAAUGAUGUGGAUGGAAAAGCAUGCAAGGAGAAGACCCGGAGGAAAAAAGAUCAUGUUGAAUGUUUUUAGUGCUUCUCUGGUGUGAAGGAAAGGUCCUGGGUAAUUGGUUCAAAUGAAAGACCCACUGCAUAUUAUAUUGCAUUUUAUUGCCUUUUUUGUACUGCAUUUUAAUUGUCAACUGGAUUUACAGUGAGAAAAUUAUACUAUGUUAGUAUUUUGUUUUAUUAUGCUUCUGUUUUUGAUUUUCCAAAAUAUAAGAAACUUUAUAUUGCUUUAUGUUAUGGCAGAAGAUACUUCCUUCCUUGAAGUAAUGGAAUAUUUCUCAAGAAAACAGUGGGAGAAGCCAAUGAAAAUCUUCCAAAUAGCAAAAAGAAUACUUUUAAUCGAUUGGAGAUCAAAGAAAAUGGUUUGAAAUAUCAAAAUCUGGCUCUAAAAAGUGCAUUUCCACCUCUACCUAUGCAGGAGAGGGGCAAACUGUUGGAAAUGAAAAAAACAAAUAAAGCAAUGAAAAGGAUCUCAAAUUUUAGCUCUGCCAAACUGGAACUAAGUGGUGCAUAUCUGUUAGUUAGCAAAAAGUCUAAUCAUAGGAAAACUUGACUGGAUAUUGUUAUGACAAUAAUAAUAAAAUAGUAUUAUUAUGUUAUUUAAGUAUUAUUUUGGUAAUUGCUCAUUACUAUUGUCGGCUUUUGCCACUUUUUUUUUUUUUUCUUUUUUUUUUUUUGGUGAUCCUGGACUGCCAAGGUGGAUUAAGUUGCGUGCCUUUGGUAUCUUUUAUGAAACUUUUUUUUUUUUUUUUGAUAUUGAAAAUUACUAUCAAUGUGUUUUUAUACUUGUAUUUAUUGAUGAUCAAGCCAUUUAAAUCAUUGUCAAAAAAUACUCCCUGUUCACGCUUCGGCCUGCUUUGGACUGUGUUCAGGAAAAACUGCACAAAAAAUGUGUUUGUUCAAAUAGAAGUGGUAUCAUCUCAUUGUGAAAGCAGUGGCCAAGUGGGUGUUUUUAAGAGUAACAAAACAGUAGGAGUUUCUCAAAUUCCAUAACAUGUCUUAAUUCAUCCAUUCGGGUGUAUUUCUACUCAAAACAAUGCCUCUGUAGUACUGUAUCAACUCAAAUAAAUGGAU
Molecule: messenger RNA, 6989 nt
Organism: Cheilinus undulatus (humphead wrasse)
Lineage: Eukaryota; Metazoa; Chordata; Actinopteri; Labriformes; Labridae
Gene: nuak1b
Product: NUAK family, SNF1-like kinase, 1b
Exons: 7
Coding region: 920-2920 (666 amino acids)
Biological process (GO): protein phosphorylation; intracellular signal transduction; microtubule cytoskeleton organization
Cellular component (GO): cytoplasm
Molecular function (GO): ATP binding; protein serine/threonine kinase activity; tau-protein kinase activity
Source: RefSeq, a predicted model, not a curated record